Maudiozyma barnettii is the source of this 783-nucleotide messenger RNA. RefSeq names its product Mgm101p (gene MGM101). Lineage: Eukaryota; Fungi; Ascomycota; Saccharomycetes; Saccharomycetales; Saccharomycetaceae. Gene Ontology annotation, cellular component: mitochondrial chromosome; mitochondrial nucleoid. The record is from RefSeq and is a predicted model, not a curated record. Bases 1 to 783 code for a protein of 260 amino acids. Gene Ontology annotation, biological process: interstrand cross-link repair; recombinational repair. The transcript has a single exon. Gene Ontology annotation, molecular function: single-stranded DNA binding.
AUGAGUGGCAGAUACUUACAAUACGGUAAAGCUGGUAUUUUAAUAACGAGGAACAUUACCAAUUCUUCGAUUAUAAGAGCUGGUGCUACGGCUACAUCAACAUCGACAACAAGUAGCUUUAAAAAGGUAACCCCAACUCCAACAACUGCAUCCACCACAUUGAAAGGUUACAAUACUACUUUAAAUAGCAGCCUUAAGGGGAAAGUUCUUCAAGAAAAUACAAAUGCUAGCACCAUAGAGAACCUACCAUCCAGGAAUGAAAACGAUAUUGAUUGGACCAAGUCAUGGUACGGUAUAGGGAUGAAACCAUUUGUGGAAUCAAUCCAAGAAAAGUUGUUACAACCAUUGGAAGCCAAUGAUAUCGAAAUCAAACCAGAUGGUUUAUUGUAUUUACCAGAAAUUAAAUACCGUCGUAUAUUAAACAAAGCUUUUGGAGCCGGUGGUUGGGGGUUAGUCCCCAGAUCCGAGACUAUCGUCACCUCAAGUUUAGUAACAAGAGAAUAUGGCCUAAUAUGUAAUGGACAAUUAGUUGGUGUUGCCCGUGGUGAACAGGACUAUUUCAAUGAUACCGGUAUUCCAACAGCUACAGAAGGUUGUAAGAGUAAUGCUUUAAUGAGAUGUUGUAAAGAUCUUGGGAUAGGGUCUGAAUUAUGGGAUCCUGUCUUUAUAAAGAAAUACAAAGAAACACAAUGUAUUGAUAAGUUUGUCGAACAUAUUGCUACAAAGAAAAAGAAGAAAAUUUGGCUAAGAAAAGAUAGAAAAGUAGAAUAUCCUUAUAAAUAG